This is a messenger RNA of Paecilomyces variotii, 4738 nucleotides long. RefSeq names its product putative ABC transporter. The coding region runs from base 177 to 4568 and encodes 1463 amino acids. Gene Ontology annotation, molecular function: ABC-type peptide transporter activity; ATP binding; ATP hydrolysis activity. Lineage: Eukaryota; Fungi; Ascomycota; Eurotiomycetes; Eurotiales; Thermoascaceae. The transcript has 3 exons. Gene Ontology annotation, cellular component: membrane; fungal-type vacuole. The record is from RefSeq and is a predicted model, not a curated record. Gene Ontology annotation, biological process: transmembrane transport.
CACGCAGGCAACUUACCUGAUGAUUAAGUACUUCAAUGGUUGGUGUGCGAUAUAGUGAAGAUCCCACUUUUUGCCACCCAAUAUGGGUAUGUGUGAAGCCUCGAUGAUAGAACCGUCACGCAGUUUAAUGAUUUCUGUGAUAGGACUCGGCCAAUGCUCGGUUGUCACCGUGCGCCAUGCCGUAUCUUUCGGCUGUUCCAGCCAGCAUAAUCCUCAUGGCCGCAAUUCAUCAUAUUGGUGGCCGUUGUUUCAGUCUUUGGCGUCCAAAUUGGACACAUCCAUUCAUUGUAGAGCAAAUUGAAGAUAAUCAUGGGCUCCAAGCACAAAACGGUCCACGAGAUUUGGGCUGGACAAUCUCCCUUUUCAUCCUCUCAGUUGCCGGCUUUAUAGUGGAACUCAUUCAAUUGGUUCCUCCUGGGUUGGAAUCUUCAUCUGCCGUUAUCCUAGCCUCAUGGGGAAUUGCCGCCGUUCUAGUUGCUAUUAAACGCCCGAGCUCAUGCCUGACUUCCUUGCUUGCAUACUAUUUAUCAGUGCUGAUAGUGGAGUUGUCAUUUGUGCUUUUCCUUUAUUCCCCGACGCCGUUCAAGCUUGCUGCUCGUUAUGGCAGCAUCGGUAUUGCUGCGGCUGCUUGCCUGAUCAUUCUCUUGAUGCCUCUUCGGGAACCCUCACUUGCAUGCGUCAAAAUCAGCCCUGUGGGCCAACUUCCGUCAAGCGAUUUCCGGAGUCCUGAAGAUAACUUGCGACUCUGGCAAUUUCUGACAGUCUCAUGGAUGGCACCACUGAUUUCUACGGGGCGGAAAAGACAGCUAAAUGAAGAGGACGUUUGGACACUUGGUUUCGAGUUCCAACAUCGGAGGCUGCACCAGAAGUUCCGUCAACUCAGAGGAUCCGUCCUUGCACGCGUAUUUCGCGCCAAUGGCUUAGAUGUUUUCCUUAUCUGCGCCGUCGCCAUCAUGCAGAUGUUCUGCGACUUCUCGACACCGGUGCUACUGCAGCAGCUUCUGUUGGUUAUGAGAGAUCCCAGCUUACCAAAGCGUGUUCCUUUGACGUACGCCUUGCUGUCACUGGCACUUCGUUUAGUUUCAGCACAAUCGCAGGUGUUUAGUCUAUGGUAUGGAAGACGGUGCUACGAAAGAAGUAGAGGCGAGAUGAUCAUGAUGGUAUAUGAGAAGGCUUUAUCCAGAAAGAACAUACUGGGGCCUCGGAUAGAAGAUAAGCCAGAAGAGUCAGAUGAGGAGACAGAUCGGCUCAUUGAUCAGGACGUUGAACACGCAAGUCAAAAACCUAGCACUAAGGCUAGACGUAUAUGUGGGAUCGUUCCAUGGAAACGCAAAGUCCAUAAGGAAGACGUCAAAGAGGCCGCAUCUAUGGGCAAGAUAUUCAACCUUCUUCGCGGAGACGUCUACGAAGUUGCUCAAAGAUUCUGGGAGGUAGACUCCUUGAUCGAUAAGCCCGCAGGUCUUGUGAUUGCCGUUGUUCUAGUGUGGGAGCUGUUCGGACCAUCCUGCUUAUUGGGUGUGUUGGCAGUUCUGGUGGCACAAGCGGUAAAUGCGGUAAUCACUCGUACUCUUCUUCGAUGGGAAAGAGUCAGGAGGACAGCAACAGAUGCCAGACUGCAAAUUACUUCGCAGUUUGUGGAAGCGAUCCGUCAUCUGCGCUGGUACGGAUGGCAGAAUCACUGGCUCCUCCAAGUUAUGGAGGCCAGAAACCACGAGCUUAACCUCCGAAUCGUCACUAGCCUAUGGAAUAUUCUGAUCCGUUUCAUCAAUACAUUCGCUAGCGGCGUCUUUCCGGUGGUUGCUCUAUAUGCAUACGCUUACCUGACUGGCCAUGCUCUCCGUAUUGACAUUAUUUUCCCUGCGCUGCAGCUGUUUACCAUGCUGGAAACGCGACUCCGCGAUAUUCCUGGUUUGAUCACGGCCCUUAUCAAUGCCUCGGUCGCCCUUGGAAGGAUAGAGGAUUUCAUGUCUGAACCGGAUAAAGAAAAGACAUGCAGCGACUCGAGCAUUUCUUCUCUUCAGUUGGAAUCCUGUUCUUUCGCUUGGCCCGGGCAAAGAUCGCCAGUACUUUCAGAUCUGACAUUGACGAUUGCAGACGGUUUGACGGUCGUUCACGGCAAAGUUGGAGCUGGAAAGACAGCUCUUCUCCAGGCCCUGCUAGGCGAACUGGACAAGCUGAGUGGUAUAUCUCGAAUACCAGAUGAGAUGGUGGGAUACUGCGCACAGUCACCGUGGCUUCAAAGCAUGAGCAUCCGCGACAACAUUCUUUUCUCUUCUCCCUACGAUGAACAGCGGUACAAACAGGUUUUGGACGCCUGUGCUCUGCUCCCAGACCUUUCAAAUUUCAAGCACGGUGAUCUCUCAUUCAUAGGUGAGAACGGGAUUGGUCUUUCGGGAGGGCAGAAAGCACGCGUAGCUCUUGCCAGAGCAGUAUAUAGCACUGCAAGGGUCCUGCUCUUAGAUGACCCGUUGUCUGCUUUGGAUUUCAAUACCGCAGAGGAUGUUGUCCGCAAGUGCUUCUCAGGCCCCUUGAUGAAAGGCCGCAUAGUGGUCCUAGUUACCCAUCGCACAAUGCUAGUUGAGCAUAUUGCAGACCAGUUCGUCGAAAUAGUGGAUGGACGAGUGACUGUUGAUAACAAACCCCGCAGGUCCUUUACUAGGACCGACCAGGCACCACAGCCAAGUCUAGAUGACGUCGUGCCUGGAGACCAAGAAGAUGUUGACGAAGACAUCACUGCAGCCGUGCCAGACAAGUUCAUCGAAGAAGAGCACAGAGCACAAUGGGGCGUACAGGCUAAAGUCUACUGGAAUUACAUCAAAGCCGGAAAACUCAAAUGGUGGGCCGCACUUAUCACAAUACUGGCAAUAUACCGUCUUGCAUCGGUUGGGCAGUCUUGGUUCCUCAAAGAGUGGGGAGAAGCCUAUAAUCUUGUACGUCUGGUAUUCAGCUAUCUCACUUCGAGGACAGCCAUCUCCGAACAAGUGAUGCAGGUAACUCCACCUGGGCCGCCUGGCUUCAACGCAGAUGCAAGACCCGUGAAUCCCAUUGACAUGCUACCACCGCCAAUGGACGAUGUCAAGCCAUGGUUGCUUACAUUCUUUAUCAUUACGACCUUUCAAUCGGUCACUCUCCUUGUAGCGCAAUUAUUGAUGCUUGUGAUCAUCUACUGCGCCGCCAAAACAUUGUUCCAGCAAGUUAUGGCUCGUGUCAGUCAUGCUACGUUCAGAUUUUUCGAUGUCACUCCAGUUGGUCGCCUGAUGAACCGCUUAACAUCAGAUAUUGGAGUUGUUGAUGGAAACAUUAGUGAGCAAUUCCAAGUGAUCGCGUUCGAAGCAAUCACUUGGCUUUCUUCAAUCCUGGUAAUAGCUUCGGUAACACCGACCUUCCUGAUAUUUUCCUUUCUGCUCACAGCAGGGUUCAUUAUGAUUUUUCUAAACUUUCUACCCGCAUCACAGAGCCUGCGGCGGUUGGAAAUGGUCUCACUGAGCCCGCUGAUCUCUAACUUUGGAGAACUUCUACAUGGACUGACAACUGUGCGCGCAUUCCGUGCCCAGAUACGUUUCCAGGAUCGUGUCAUCGAGGUUGUUGAUAGGUUCCAAGGGAUGGAUCAUUUCUACUGGUCGUUGCAGAGCUGGCUCAUGUAUCGCUUUGAGAGUCUCUCUGCCUUAUCGACAUUUUGUCUCACAGUCCUCGCCCUCUAUAUGGAGAUUUCCCCCGGCCUUGCUGCGUUCGUCCUUAUUGCUGCUAACAGUUUUGUUGCGUCAACGCAUGCUUUGUGUAAACAAUACGGCCAACUGCAGAUGGAUUUUGUAUCCGUCGAAAGGAUUGACGAGCUUCGACAUAUUGAACAAGAACCACCAGGGACAAUCGAGCCACCCGCUUCGUGGCCAACGUAUGGCUCAGCCGUUGUAUUUGAAGAUGUCACCAUCAGAUAUGCACCGCAUCUCGAUCCGUCUCUGACCAAUGUCUCUGUUCGGAUCCCAGGAGGCUCUACAGCAGCGGUACUAGGUCGGACCGGUAGCGGAAAAUCCACAUUUGCCUUAUCACUCCUUGCUGCUAUUCGUCCAGAGUCCGGCCGGAUAUUGAUUGACAACAUUGACAUCGCAAAGGUCAGCAAACAAGGACUUCGAACUCGGGUUACGUUCGUCGCUCAGGACCCCAUCCUAUUCCCCGGGAGCAUUCGCCUCAAUCUCGAUCCAACGAAUGAAUACUCUGACGGGGAGUGCGCCGACGUUCUGAAGCGUAUGUGCAGCAGACACGGCUGGACCCUUGAAUCGCACAUCGAGGCCGGUGGCCGCAACUUGAGCCAAGGGCAACGGCAACUCAUCGGACUUACGCGUGCAGUGCUUCGCCGCAGUCCGAUAGUCAUCCUCGAUGAGGCAACAGCGUCAAUUGACCACGAGACAUCUCUAGAAAUACAAAAUAUAAUCAGAGACGAAAUGCGGCAAUCGACAGUCAUUACUAUCGCGCAUCGGUUGGAGGCAAUCAAAGAUGCAGAUUACUAUGUUGUCUUGGACCAAGGGACGGUGUCUAAAGAAGGACUGGUGAACGAGGCGGCUGCACCAUGAGCACACCGACUAAGAUGAUGAGGAGAAAAAAAAGUUUGCACUCACGGAUUACGAUAAACAAUAGAUCAAUUAUGUUCAGCGACUCAUGGUAUACAGUCUUCUCUCCUCGCCUGUGAUGUACGCUACAGAUAGGCCAGUGCUUAGCAAGUAUGGAGAUAAAUCAGUCUCAU